CGUGCCUGGUCUCAGACAGUGUCAAAGGAGUGUCAGACACCUGGAGGUGUCACUCUGAGGACUUCUGCCCUCCUCUGGAGCAUCUUGAUCUCUUUGGAAGCUGACUGCUGACCCGGCGGGGGCAGCUGGAAUCCAGGUACCCCAACCCCCACCCUGGGCCCAGAGUCCCCCAUCAGUGAGCCUUGGCUCUGCUUAUAGCAUCUGACGCCAGAGGGGCUGAAAAUAGCCCCUGGAGGAGGUGGAGGAGGGGGCUAUUUAAAGGGCCUGGGAGGAGCAGAGCUGAGAGGGAGUGAGCACUGAUCAUGGCGACUGCAGAGCUGAGCUGCCAGGUGUCCGAGGAGGACUGUGAGCGGCGAGAAGCCUUCUGGGCUGAAUGGAAGGAUCUGACUCUGUCCACGCGGCCUGAGGAGGGUUGCUCUCUGCACGAGGAGGACACCCAGCGGCAUGAGACCUACCACCGGCAGGGACAGUGCCAGGCGCUGGUGCAGCGUUCCCCCUGGUUGGUGAUGCGUAUGGGCAUCCUCGGCCGCGGGCUGCAGGAGUACCAGCUGCCCUACCAGCGGGUGCUGCCACUGCCCAUCUUCACCCCCGCCAAGAUGGGUGCCGCCAAGGAGGAGCGCGAGGAGACACCCCUCCAGCUGCAGGAGCUGCUGGCACUGGAGACAGCCCUGGGGGGCCAGUGUAUGGAGCGCCAGGACGUGGCCGAGAUCACCAAGCAGCUGCCCCCUGUGGUGCCUGUCAGCAAGCCCGGUGCCCUUCGUCGCUCCCUGUCCCGCUCCAUGUCCCAGGAAGCACAGAGAGGCUGAGAGGGACGGUGACUCGGGCUCCACUGUGCCCACUGUGGGCUGGGCCCUUCCUGGCUAGGACCAUGGAGGGCAGCUGCUGGCCAUGGAUGCUUUGUAGUUUGCCCAGAGUUGGGGGUUAGGGGAGGAGGGAGCCAGAGGCCAGGAUGCCUGGGUCCCCUGAGUUCCCAAAGGGAGGGGGGCAAAGACAGUGGACACUAAGGGUAGAGAGCUGGGGGCCAGCACAGCCGAGUACCCCCAGCCCCAGGAGAAGGGACAAAAGAUGCUGGUGAGGACAAGAGGUCCCUGAGAGGAAUGACCCUGGUCCAGGCUUCAGCUUCAGAGAAAGAUGAGGAAAAGUGUUAAGGGGAUCUGGAAUGCUCUGAGAAGAGGCUUGGAGAAGACUGGCGUGAGGGGGACGUGAAGAAGGCAGAGGCAGAGUGGGGCCCCCAGCAUCCUCUGUUAGUGCUGCAAUAAAUGCUCAAUUGUGUUCCAGA
Molecule: messenger RNA, 1279 nt
Organism: Lynx canadensis (Canada lynx)
Lineage: Eukaryota; Metazoa; Chordata; Mammalia; Carnivora; Felidae
Gene: TCAP
Product: titin-cap
Exons: 2
Coding region: 303-806 (167 amino acids)
Biological process (GO): cardiac myofibril assembly; sarcomerogenesis; detection of muscle stretch
Cellular component (GO): Z disc
Molecular function (GO): titin binding; structural constituent of muscle; protein-macromolecule adaptor activity
Source: RefSeq, a predicted model, not a curated record